UGUAAAUACGAAGCGCGUUGCGGAGCGAUGCAGCGUGGAGCCCGCGGCGCCCCGGCGCGUGCUCUCCCCGCGGCUUGCUGAAGGCGCUUUGGAAGAGGCGGCUGCAGCACCGUCCCUCCCGGGCAGGGAAAGAGAGAGCAGCGCCCCCCCCCCCUCCAGCUGCCGAGCGCUGCGGCCUGAAGACGCCCCCCGAGUGGAAGUUUAAUUACUUUGCACCCGGCCUCCCUCCUGCUCGGGUUUUCCAGCUGUCUAGUCGCAGGAUGGGGAGACGGCGCGGGCUUUGCCCGCAGCUUUAUUGCUUGUGGCUGGGCUGUGUCGUGCUGUGGGCGCAGGGAGCAGCCGGGCAGCAAAAGCAACAGCAGGUCCGGCCCGUGGGGGGAACAGACGCCAUCUACCCAGCCUCGGAGAAUCGGGAGGACGGAGCAGGGGCCGCCACCAGUCGGGUCCGCAGGAGAGGCCAGCAGGAUGUGCUCAGGGGGCCAAACGUGUGUGGCUCUAGAUUCCACUCCUACUGUUGCCCUGGAUGGAAAACGCUCCCUGGAGGAAAUCAGUGUAUUGUUCCAAUUUGUAGAAAUAGUUGUGGUGAUGGAUUUUGUUCCCGUCCUAAUAUGUGCACUUGCUCCAGUGGACAAAUAUCACCUACCUGUGGAUCAAAAUCUAUACAACAGUGCAGUAUCAGAUGCAUGAAUGGUGGUACUUGUGCAGAUGACCAAUGCCAGUGCCAGAAGGGGUACAUUGGAACUUACUGUGGACAACCUGUCUGUGAAAAUGGUUGCCAGAAUGGAGGACGUUGUAUUGGACCCAACCGCUGUGCAUGUGUGUAUGGAUUUACUGGCCCUCAGUGCGAAAGAGAUUAUAGAACAGGCCCCUGUUUCACUCAGGUCAACAACCAGAUGUGUCAGGGCCAGCUGACUGGCAUUGUUUGCACAAAGACUCUUUGUUGUGCAACCAUUGGACGUGCGUGGGGCCAUCCCUGUGAGAUGUGUCCUGCCCAGCCUCAGCCAUGUCGUCGUGGCUUCAUACCUAACAUCCGCAAUGGAGCAUGUCAAGAUGUUGAUGAAUGCCAGGCUAUACCAGGGGUCUGUUCAGGAGGAAACUGCAUUAAUACAGUUGGCUCUUAUGAAUGCAAGUGUCCUGCUGGUCACAGACAGAAUGAGGCAACUCAGAAAUGUGAAGAUAUCGAUGAGUGCAGCAUCGUUCCAGGAAUCUGCGAAGGUGGCGAAUGUUCUAACACUGUGGGAAGUUAUUUCUGCAUUUGUCCACGUGGCUAUGUCACAUCUACAGAUGGAUCCCGCUGUAUUGAUCAAAGGGCAGGCACGUGUUUCUCCAGCUUGGUGAAUGGUCGCUGUGCACAAGAACUUCCGAAUAGGUUUACCAAAAUGCAGUGCUGUUGCGAAUCUGGUCGAUGCUGGGCCAUUGGAUCUGUUCCUGAGAUAUGUCCUGUGAGAGGCUCUGAUGAAUACCGCAGACUUUGCGUAGAUGGAGUUCCUGUAGGAGGUGGUUCCAGACCUGGUGGACCAGGAGGCAAUGGAUUCCUUCCUGGUGGAAAUGGGAAUAGCUAUGGCCCAGGAGGAACUGGAUUUAUUCCCAUUCCAGGUGGCAAUGGCUUUUCCCCUGGUGUAGGAGGAGCAGGUGUUGGGACUGGUGGCCAGAGUCCCACUGGAAAUGGUGCAAUCAUUACUGGGCUGACAAUCCUCAAUCAGACAAUAGAUAUAUGUAAACACCACCCCAAUCUCUGCUUAAAUGGACGCUGCAUACCAACAAUUUCCAGUUACCGAUGUGAGUGCAACAUGGGAUAUAAGCAAGAUGCAAAUGGGGAUUGCAUAGAUGUUGAUGAGUGCACAUCAAACCCAUGCACUAAUGGAGAUUGUGUUAAUACACCUGGAUCCUAUUACUGCAAAUGCAAUGCAGGUUUCCAGAGAACACCUACCAAACAAGCUUGCAUUGAUAUUGAUGAAUGUGUACAGAAUGGCGUUCUUUGUAAAAAUGGCCGGUGUGUGAACACUGAUGGAAGUUUCCAGUGUAUUUGCAAUGCUGGGUUUGAGCUAACUACAGAUGGAAAAAACUGCGUUGAUCAUGAUGAGUGCACCACCACCAACAUGUGUUUAAAUGGGAUGUGCAUAAAUGAGGAUGGUAGCUUCAAAUGUAUCUGCAAACCAGGAUUUGUCCUGGCUCCAAAUGGGCGUUACUGUACUGAUAUUGAUGAAUGCCAGACGCCAGGAAUUUGCAUGAAUGGUCAUUGCAUCAAUACAGAAGGUUCUUUUCGGUGUGAUUGUCCACCAGGCCUGGCUGUUGGGGUUGAUGGCCGUGUUUGUGUAGAUACUCAUAUGCGCAGCACAUGCUAUGGAGGAAUCAAAAAAGGAGUGUGUGUCCGCCCUUUCCCCGGGGCAGUGACAAAAUCUGAAUGUUGCUGUGCCAAUCCAGACUAUGGCUUUGGAGAGCCAUGUCACCCAUGUCCUGCCAAGAACUCAGCUGAUUUCCAUGGCCUGUGUAGCAGUGGAGUAGGCAUUACUGUGGAUGGACGAGAUAUUAAUGAGUGUGCAUUGGAUCCUGAUAUUUGCUCCAAUGGAAUUUGUGAAAACCUACGUGGUAGCUAUCGUUGUAAUUGUAACAGUGGCUAUGAACCUGAUCCCUCUGGAAGGAACUGUGUUGACAUUGAUGAAUGUUCAGUGAACAGACUGCUGUGUGACAAUGGCCUGUGUCGAAACACACCUGGAAGCUACAGCUGUACAUGUCCAAAGGGUUAUUUAUUCAGCAGUGAGACUGACACAUGUGAAGAUAUAAAUGAAUGUGAAAUCAACCCAUGUGUCAACGGCGCCUGCAGGAACAAUCUUGGUUCUUUCAAUUGUGAGUGUUCACCUGGCAGUAAACUGGAUUCUACUGGAUUGAUUUGCAUUGAUAGUCUGAAAGGAACAUGCUGGCUGAACAUCCAAGACAGUCGCUGUGAAGUAAACAUUAAUGGUGCUACACUGAAAUCAGAAUGUUGCGCUACUUUAGGAGCUGCUUGGGGCAGCCCUUGCGAGCGAUGUGAAUUAGAUGCAGCUUGCCCAAGAGGAUUUGCCAGAGUUAAGGGAGUUACCUGUGAAGAUGUAAAUGAGUGUGAUGUUUUCCCGGGUGUUUGUCCCAAUGGACGUUGUGUUAACAGCAGAGGAUCAUUUCACUGUGAGUGUCCAGAAGGCCUGACACUCGAUGGAACAGGUCGAGUGUGUUUAGAUAUCCGAAUGGAGCAAUGUUACCUGAAGUGGGAUGAAGAUGAGUGCAUUCAGUCUGUACCUGGCAAGUUUCGUAUGGAUGCCUGCUGCUGUGCUGUUGGUGCUGCUUGGGGCUCAGACUGUGAGGAAUGUCCUAAGCCUGGCACCAAAGAAUAUGAGGCUUUGUGCCCUAGGGGACCUGGUUUUUCCAACAGGGGAGAUGUUCUAACUGGCAGGCCAUUUUAUAAAGAUAUUAAUGAAUGUAAAGUGUUCCCUGGUAUGUGUAUGAAUGGCAAAUGCAGGAACGCAAUUGGAAGUUUCAAGUGUAGAUGUAACAGCGGGUUUGCUUUAGAUAUGGAGGAAAGAAACUGUACAGACAUUGAUGAGUGUCGUAUCUCCCCGGACCUCUGUGGAAGUGGUACCUGUGUCAACACUCCAGGCAGCUUUGAAUGUGAAUGCUUUGAGGGCUAUGAGAGUGGAUUUAUGAUGAUGAAGAAUUGCAUGGACAUAGAUGAAUGUGAACGUAACCCUCUCCUUUGCAGAGGUGGCACUUGUGUGAACACAGAAGGCAGCUUUCAAUGUGACUGUCCUUUGGGACAUGAGCUAUCACCAUCACGUGAGGAUUGUGUGGAUAUAAAUGAAUGUUCAUUGAGUGAUAAUCUCUGCAGAAAUGGCAAGUGUGUGAACAUGAUUGGAACAUAUCAAUGUUCCUGUAACCCCGGAUACCAGGCCACUCCAGACAGACAAGGCUGCAUUGAUAUUGAUGAAUGUAUGAUCAUGAAUGGAGGCUGUGACACCCACUGUACUAACUCGGAGGGCAGCUAUGAAUGUAGUUGCAGUGAUGGCUAUGCUCUCAUGCCAGAUGUGAGAACAUGUGCAGAUAUUGAUGAAUGUGAAAACAGCCCAGAUAUCUGCGAUGGUGGGCAGUGUACUAAUAUUCCAGGAGAAUAUCGCUGUCUUUGUUAUGAUGGCUUCAUGGCUUCUAUGGACAUGAAAACCUGUAUUGAUGUAAAUGAAUGUGACUUGAAUUCCAACAUCUGUAUGUUUGGAGAGUGUGAGAACACCAAGGGAUCCUUCAUUUGCCACUGUCAGCUAGGAUAUUCAGUCAAGAAGGGAACCACUGGAUGCACAGAUGUGGAUGAGUGUGAGAUUGGUGCCCACAACUGUGACAUGCAUGCCUCAUGUGUUAAUGUCCCAGGAAGCUUCAAAUGCAGCUGCAGAGAGGGAUGGAAGGGAAAUGGCAUUAAAUGUAUUGAUCUUGAUGAAUGUUCUAAUGGAACCCACAAGUGUAGUGUGAAUGCUCAAUGUGUGAACACUCCUGGGUCAUACCGUUGUGCCUGUGCUGAGGGAUUCACUGGAGAUGGAUUCACUUGUUCUGAUAUUGAUGAGUGUGCAGAAAAUGUUAAUUUGUGUGAGAAUGGACAGUGCCUGAAUGUCCCUGGUGCAUAUCGAUGUGAGUGUGAAAUGGGAUUCACUCCAGCUUCAGACAGCAAAUCUUGCCAAGAUAUUGAUGAAUGCACCUUCCAGAACAUUUGUGUUUUUGGUACCUGCAAUAACUUACCAGGCAUGUUUCACUGUAUCUGCGAUGAUGGCUAUGAACUGGAUAGAACUGGAGGAAACUGUACAGAUAUUGAUGAGUGUGCUGAUCCCAUUAACUGUGUUAAUGGUCUCUGUGUGAAUACGCCUGGGAGGUAUGAGUGUAACUGCCCACCAGAUUUCCAGCUGAACCCAACUGGAGUAGGUUGUGUGGAUAAUCGUGUUGGCAAUUGUUACCUGAAGUAUGGUCCCCGAGGGGAUGGGAGCUUAUCCUGCAACACUGAAAUCGGCGUUGGAGUCAGUCGCUCCUCAUGCUGCUGCUCUUUGGGGAAGGCCUGGGGGAUCCCCUGUGAGACUUGUCCCCCUGUAAACAGCACGGAAUAUAAUACUCUGUGUCCAGGGGGUGAGGGAUUCAGACCAAAUCCCAUCACUAUUAUCUUAGAAGAUAUCGAUGAAUGCCAGGAGUUGCCAGGUCUUUGUCAAGGUGGAAACUGCAUCAAUACUUUUGGCAGCUUCCAGUGUGAAUGUCCACAAGGCUACUACCUCAGUGAAGAAACACGGAUCUGUGAAGAUAUUGAUGAGUGUGUUGCACAUCCUGGUGUCUGUGGCCCUGGGACCUGCUACAACACUCUGGGGAACUACACCUGCAUCUGUCCUCCUGAAUACAUGCAGGUGAAUGGAGGACACAAUUGCAUGGAUAUGAGAAAGAGCUUUUGCUAUAGAAGCUACAAUGGAACCUCCUGUGAGAAUGAACUGCCCUUCAAUGUGACCAAGAGGAUGUGCUGCUGCACGUACAAUGUUGGCAAAGCCUGGAACAAGCCUUGUGAGCCGUGUCCAACCCCAGGAACAGCUCAAAAUGAAGAAGGAACAACUUCCUGGAUUACAACAGCGGAAUUUAAGACCAUUUGUGGGAACAUUCCUGGCUUCACCUUUGACAUCCAUACUGGCAAAGCUGUUGAUAUUGAUGAAUGUAAGGAGAUCCCAGGGAUCUGUGCAAAUGGUGUUUGCAUUAACCAGAUUGGCAGUUUCCGCUGUGAAUGUCCCACAGGAUUCAGCUACAGUGACCUACUCUUGGUCUGUGAAGAUAUUGAUGAGUGCAGCAAUGGAGACAAUCUCUGUCAGAGAAAUGCAGACUGUAUCAACAGUCCUGGGAGUUACCGCUGUGAAUGUGCUGCAGGUUUCAAACUUUCACCUAAUGGUGCCUGUAUUGAUCGCAAUGAAUGUUUGGAAAUUCCUAAUGUUUGCAGUCAUGGCAUGUGUGUGGACAUGCAAGGAGGUUACCAGUGCAUCUGUCACAAUGGUUUUAAGGCAUCCCAAGACCAAACCAUGUGCAUGGAUGUUGAUGAAUGUGAACGCCAUCCAUGUGGAAAUGGAACUUGUAAAAACACAGUUGGAUCAUAUAACUGUCUUUGUUACCCAGGAUUUGAGCUCACUCAUAAUAAUGACUGUAUGGAUAUUGAUGAGUGCAGUUCCUUCUUUGGUCAGGUGUGCAGAAAUGGACGAUGUUUUAAUGAAAUUGGUUCUUUCAAAUGUUUAUGUAAUGAAGGAUAUGAACUUACUCCAGAUGGCAAGAAUUGCAUUGAUACUAAUGAGUGUAUGGCACUUCCUGGUGCAUGCUUUCCUGGUACUUGUCAGAACUUGGAAGGGUCAUUCAGAUGCAUCUGCCCACCAGGAUAUGAAGUGAAAAGUGAAAGCUGUAUUGAUAUUGAUGAGUGCAAUGAAGACCCCAACAUCUGUCUCUUUGGCUCCUGCACUAAUACUCCAGGAGGCUUUCAGUGCAUCUGUCCCAUAGGCUUUGUGCUGUCUGACAAUGGACGAAGGUGUUUUGAUACCCGGCAGAGCUUCUGUUUCACUAACUUUGAAAAUGGGAAAUGCUCUGUCCCAAAGGCUUUCAACACCACCAAGGCAAAAUGUUGCUGCAGUAAGAUGCCAGGAGAGGGAUGGGGUGACCCUUGUGAGCUCUGCCCCAAGGAAGAAGAAGUUGCUUUCCAGGAUUUGUGUCCCUACGGCCAUGGAACUAUCCCUGGGAUUGAUGAUACACGGGAAGAUGUCAAUGAAUGUCUUGAGAGCCCAGGCAUUUGUUCAAAUGGUCAUUGUAUCAACACUGAUGGAUCAUUCCGCUGUGAGUGCCCCAUGGGAUACAACUUAGAUUACACUGGAGUGCACUGUGUGGAUACUGAUGAAUGUUCGAUUGGCAAUCCAUGUGGAAAUGGCACAUGCACUAAUGUGAUUGGUAGUUUUGAAUGUAACUGUCAUGAAGGGUUUGAGCCAGGCCCAAUGAUGAAUUGUGAAGACAUAAAUGAGUGUGCUCAGAACCCUUUGCUGUGUGCUUUUCGGUGCAUCAACACUUACGGUUUCUAUGAAUGCACCUGUCCGGUUGGCUAUGAACUGAGAGAAGACCAAAAGAUGUGCAAAGACCUGGAUGAAUGCGCUGAAGGUCUUCAUGAUUGUGAAUCAAGAGGCAUGAUGUGCAAAAACUUGAUUGGCACCUUCAUGUGUAUCUGCCCUCCUGGAAUGACCCGUAGACCUGAUGGAGAAGGCUGCAUGGAUGAAAAUGAAUGCCGUACCAAGCCAGGUAUCUGUGAAAAUGGUCGCUGUGUGAACAUUAUUGGAAGCUACAGGUGUGAAUGUAAUGAAGGAUUCCAGUCAAGCCCAUCAGGCACUGAGUGCCUUGAUAACCGCCAAGGAUUCUGCUUUGCUGAGGUUUUACAGACAAUGUGCCAGAUGGCUUCCAGUAGCCGUAACCUUGUCACCAAGUCAGAGUGUUGCUGUGAUGGCGGACGAGGCUGGGGUAACCAGUGUGAGCUUUGUCCACUGCCAGGAACCACCCAAUAUAAGAAACUCUGUCCACAUGGACCAGGAUAUACAACAGAUGGAAGAGAUAUCGAUGAAUGUAAGGUCAUGCCAAACCUGUGUAGAAAUGGCCAGUGCAUCAACACAAUGGGUUCCUUCAGAUGCUUUUGUAAAGUUGGCUACACCACUGAAAUAAGUGGGACAUCCUGUGUAGAUCUUGAUGAAUGCUCCCAGUCACCAAAACCAUGCAACUUUAUCUGCAAGAACUCAGAAGGAAGCUACCAGUGCUCAUGUCCCCGUGGCUACAUCCUGCAAGAGGAUGGAAAGACAUGUAAAGAUCUUGAUGAAUGUCAAACCAAACAACACAACUGCCAGUUCCUCUGUGUCAACACUCUUGGGGGCUUCACAUGUAAAUGUCCACCAGGAUUCACUCAACAUCAUACUGCUUGUAUUGAUAACAAUGAGUGUGGUUCACAGCCAUCACUUUGUGGAUCAAAAGGAAUCUGUCAAAACACUCCUGGAAGUUUCAGCUGUGAGUGUCAGAGAGGCUUCUCUCUGGAUUCUACUGGAUUAAACUGUGAAGAUGUGAAUGAAUGCGAUGGAAACCAUAGGUGCCAACAUGGCUGCCAGAACAUCCUGGGUGGCUACAGAUGUGGGUGCCCACAAGGGUACAUUCAACAUUAUCAGUGGAAUCAGUGUGUUGAUGAAAAUGAAUGUACCAACCCUAAUGCUUGUGGCACCGCUUCCUGUUACAACACACUCGGAAGUUACAAGUGUGCCUGUCCAUCUGGAUUUUCUUAUGACCAGUUCUCUAGUGCAUGCCAUGAUGUGAAUGAGUGUUCCUCCACUAAAAACCCCUGCAAUUAUGGCUGUUCCAACACAGAAGGUGGUUAUCUCUGUGGCUGCCCUCCUGGAUACUACAGAGUAGGACAAGGCCAUUGUGUCUCAGGAAUGGGCUUUAACAAAGGCCAGUACCUCCCUCUGGGUGGAGAUUUAGAUGAAGAAAAUGCUUUGUCCCCUGAAGCAUGUUAUGAAUGCAAAAUCAAUGGCUACGCCAAUAAAAACAGCAGGAAGAAAAGAAGUGCGAAUGAAACGGCGCAAGCAGAGAUUGAGCAGAUUAGCUUGGAAAGCUUAGACAUUGACUCUCCUUUGAAGAUGAGGCUGAACUUCUCUGGACUUGGUAACAGAGAACAUAUUCUAGAACUCAUGCCAGCCAUACAGCCCCUUACGAACCAUGUCCGCUACAUCAUCUCCCAUGGCAAUGACUAUGGCAUCUUUCAAAUCCAUCAGAGGGAUGGACUUAGUUAUCUGCACACAGCUAAGAAAAAGUCAGUGCCUGGCACUUACACACUGGAAAUCACUAGCAUUCCUGUAUACAAGAAGAAGGAGCUAAAGAAACUGGAAGAUAGUAAUGAGGACAACUACCUCCUAGGAGAGCUUGGAGAAGUGCUCAGAAUGAGACUGUGGAUUGAACUCUAUUAGCCACCCCUUCUAGACUUAAUCCAGUUCUUGAAUCACUUCUGUUCAUCUAUUUAUCCACCUGAGCAUGUCUACUUUUCAAAAGCUUUAAGGAGUCAAUGACUUAAGAAAAAAAAAAAAUCUAUCUUUCCAUCCUGCCAAGACUGCAGAAUGACCCUUGCAGGAGGAAUGACUGACUCUGCCAUGGUCAAAAGUUUGAUUACAAAGGCAACCAUGGUUACUGUAUCCUUUAUAUAACCUCAAUUUAAAGUAUAUUAAAACUAAAGUUCAAGAGGUCAACACAUGGCACUAAAUGGCACAAAAAUGUGAACAAUUUUUCCUGUUAGCAGUCUGUAACACUUUGGGUAUUUUGCUAUAGGUGCUAAUUAAAAAAUAUAGAUGUUUAUUUAUUUUAAUAUAUGGAGAAAUUACAAACUAUGUAAACAAAAGGGAAACAUUUGUUUUUCUUUAGAUUUAUAAAUUUGAGCUAUUUUAGAGGUAUUCUUAAAAAAAUCCAGUAGAUUUGAAAAAGGCUUCCUUUUGUUUGUGUGCCAGUUGUCCAAAUACUUUAAAAAUAUAUUUCCAUGCUAUUACCAGUGCUCUUUCAGCUCUGAUACCAUCCUCUAAAAGACAUUGAAAAGUAUGCUUCAAAAACGUUGAGUAUUCACAAAAAGUUUUAAAUGACUAGAAUUACAAUAUUAGGCUCUGUAAAGAUGAUCAUAUUUCACUGCCAGUCACUAGGACUAUAUUCUGUAUCAGCCACCUGAAAUAAUGGAAGCUGAGGCACAACCACUGUAGCAAAAUACCUUGACUGCUUGUGAUACCAUUAGCAUUGCAGGCCAACCUGUACUGUAUUUCCUUCCGAUAACCUCAAGGUACCACAUAUGCUACCACAACACCUCAUUCUCACAAAAGGUGCUCUACAUACUUGCAUUACUGUAGGCAGCUGAAGAAAAAAAAAAGUCUUUCCUUUGAAAGGAACACCUGAUGUUUCACUCUGGUGCUGGCUUGGAUUAAUGGUGCAUUUACUAGGAUUGAGCUGUUUCAGGACUGCCAUAUGUGCAAACUAAUUACGCAGUGCAGACCAGGAAAAUAUAUUUGAAAUCAUUUGUUUAGAACUUUCAUUAAUACUGUAGUUAUACACCAUAUGCCUCAUUUUAUCCUAGCCUAUUUUGUAAGAAAGAUGUUUGUACAUGACAUUUAGUUUUCUUUAGCUAUUUUUUUUAAUGUUGUACCAUUCUGUGUUACAUGUAUGUCACCAUGGUGCUUUUUUUUUAUUAUUAUUAUUUUUGACAGCUGGUGCCUGUAACUCGUCAUAGAACAGAACCUCAUUAUGUGAACCGCCAAAGCACAUGCAGACUCCAGGUUUAUUUCAGUCAUAUAGCUGUGCUGACCAAAGAUUAGUUACCAGUUACACUCUGAGUUUUGGGGAAAGAGAACCCUCCUAAAUUUUAAAUCAACUGUUUGUGAGCUUUUUUUUUUAUUUGUAGGUCUGUAUCACUAUGACAACACUUUUCUUGCAAUAAAGCUUAUUUUGGGGUAGG
Mauremys reevesii (Reeves's turtle) is the source of this 10522-nucleotide messenger RNA. It is a transcript of the gene FBN2, whose product is annotated as fibrillin 2. The record is from RefSeq and is a predicted model, not a curated record. Gene Ontology annotation, molecular function: calcium ion binding. The transcript has 66 exons. Lineage: Eukaryota; Metazoa; Chordata; Testudines; Geoemydidae. Bases 261 to 9002 code for a protein of 2913 amino acids.